Agrilus planipennis (emerald ash borer) is the source of this 1270-nucleotide messenger RNA. Its product is annotated as trans-1,2-dihydrobenzene-1,2-diol dehydrogenase-like. Gene Ontology annotation, molecular function: nucleotide binding. The record is from RefSeq and is a predicted model, not a curated record. Bases 89 to 1108 code for a protein of 339 amino acids. Lineage: Eukaryota; Metazoa; Arthropoda; Insecta; Coleoptera; Buprestidae. The transcript has 5 exons.
AAAGGGUUUAUAAAUAGAUAAUUAACCUUUUAUUUGUUAUUAGUGUUUUAUAAACGGUUACAUCUGUUUUGAAAAGUUCGUAAUAAAAAUGCAAUUAAAAUGGGGAAUAAUUAGUACGGGAAACUGUAGCAGCGAAUUUACAAAUUGCUUAAACUCUUUAUCAAACGAAGAGCAUACAAUUGUAGCUGUAGCUGCUCAAGAUUUCUCCAGAGCUCGAGCCUUCGCCAAAAAGUAUAAAAUUCCUAUUUGUUACGGUACUUACGAAAAAUUGGCUAAAGAUAGGAACGUAGAAAUUGUUCAUAUUGGAAAUUUAAAUAUACAACAUUUCGAAGUUUCGCGAUUGAUGCUAGAAAACGGUAAGCACGUUCUCUGUGAAAAACCGAUGACAAUGAAUGAAAAGCAAACGAGAAAACUUAUCGAAAUUGCCAGGGAAAGAAAUCUUUUCUUAAUGGAAGGAAUUUGGUCUCGAUGUUUUCCUUUGUACAAGGAACUACGAACACUUUUAGAUCAACAAAUACUCGGAGAAAUACUUUAUGUAUCAGCAACUUUUGGCAAACCAUUACAACACAUUGACAGAAUAAGAGAGAAACGGUUGGGUGGAGGAACUAUUUUAGAUUUGGGAGUUUAUCUCAUACAAUUUGUACAAUUCGUGUUUAGAGGAUUGGAUGCUCUAGAAGUAAACGCUGUAGGACACUCAAAUGAAUAUGGUGUUGAUGAAUCCUGCUCUGCUGUUAUCACAUUUCCAGGAGGUAAAAUUGCUAAUAUUAGCUCUCAUUCUGCUCUGCUGUUGCCUAAUGAAGCUGAAAUAGUAGGCAAAAAAGGAAGAAUAGUGGUUCCCCAGUUUUGGUGUCCUUUAAAGCUAAUAACGCCAAUGGGUACUAAACAUUUUGACUUGCCUGAAGUAGAUCCUUCAAUUCAGUUUAUGAGCAAAUUCUCAAAGGGAUAUAUUUAUGAAAUACAAGAAGUUUGGAAAUGUUUAAAAGCAGGAAUGAUUGAAUGUCCAAAAAUGACCCAUGUAGAAAGUAUAAAAUUGGUACAGCUAAUGGAUAAAAUGAGAAAAGACGUAGGAAUAGUAUAUCCAGACGACCUAGUCAAAAUUACCAAAUAAAAAAUAGAUAGGUCUGCUUCUGAAGUAAUAGAGUUAUAAUGCAAAAUGUUUAUUAUCUCAUUUACUUGUAAUAGAAUAAAAUUAAUUAAUUAAGGAAUAUAAACAAAUAAUAGUCAAAGAGAUGCAUAGUGGCGAAAAAUAAAAUCCUUAAAAUACUUUGUA